Messenger RNA from Suillus paluster, 611 nucleotides. RefSeq lists its product as uncharacterized. Gene Ontology annotation, biological process: protein phosphorylation. The transcript has 4 exons. Gene Ontology annotation, molecular function: protein kinase activity; ATP binding. The coding region runs from base 130 to 366 and encodes 78 amino acids. The record is from RefSeq and is a predicted model, not a curated record. Lineage: Eukaryota; Fungi; Basidiomycota; Agaricomycetes; Boletales; Suillaceae.
GUGUAUGGAGGCUUGGUUGCGUUGCUAGUGUAGAAUAUGUCACACAAACGCACAUUUUUUCUAUGUCUGCUAAGUUGAAAUCCUGCUCCUCCGCAAAACCAAAUUUGAGCCAAUGCACUCCAACAUAUCAUGUCGACAGUACCUACUAUAUGCGUUAAAUAUCGUCCUCUGUCCAUGGUGUACGUGAAUAUAUCACGAGGAGUUAUCCUGCGGGAUAUCAAGCCUGAAAAUUUCGCGAUGGGCAUCGGGGAGAAGUCUGACAUCGUGCAUUUAUUCGACCUCGGUUUGGCGAAGAUCCAUCCACAGGAGUACGCGUCAUUUUGGACGGGGUUGGUGCGGCGCAAUCUAAUUCCUGCUCGAGGCUGACGAGGAGCAGAAGGACGGCGAGACGAUCUUGAAGCACUGCGAAUCGUCCAAGCAUCGAGGCCAAGCUACUGUGGAACUCACGACGUACUUCGAUCACUGCCGCGGUUUGAAGUUCGAAGACAAGCCGAAUUACGCAAUGCUGAGACAGUUGUUCGGUCAGAUAAUGGAUAGGGAAGGGUACACCAGGGAUACCAGGUUCGACUGGGUGGAUGGAAGUUCCCAAAACGGUAUACACUGGUGCCUGA